Otolemur garnettii (small-eared galago) is the source of this 1242-nucleotide messenger RNA. RefSeq names its product G2/mitotic-specific cyclin-B1-like. Gene Ontology annotation, biological process: mitotic cell cycle phase transition; mitotic metaphase chromosome alignment; regulation of cyclin-dependent protein serine/threonine kinase activity. Lineage: Eukaryota; Metazoa; Chordata; Mammalia; Primates; Galagidae. Gene Ontology annotation, molecular function: cyclin-dependent protein serine/threonine kinase regulator activity. Gene Ontology annotation, cellular component: mitochondrial matrix; nucleus; cyclin B1-CDK1 complex. The record is from RefSeq and is a predicted model, not a curated record.
AUGGAGUCCAUCUCCACCACAGUGGGAGACGCUCUACUGUUUGGUGAAGAGGAAGCCGUGGCACUCCGAGUCACCAGGAACAUGAAAAUUAAUGCUGAAAAUAAGGUGAAGAUCAGUAUGGCGGGUGCAAAGUGUGUGCCUAUGGCCACUGCUGCAGCCACCAAGCCAGGACUGAGGCCAAGGACAGCACUGGGAGACAUUGGUAACAAAGUCACUGAACAGCUGCCUGCCAAAAUGCCUCUGAAAAAUGAAGCAAAAACUUUAGCUACUAGAAAAGUUAUUGCUGGCUCUGUCUCAAAAAAAAAAAACCCUCUGGAAAAGGUGCCCGAGCCUGUUCCUGUGCCUGACCCAAAGCAAGAGCCAGAACCUGAGCCUGUUAAAGAGAAAAAACUUUCACCUGAGUCGAUUCUGGUUGAUACCCCCUCUGCAAGUCCAAUGGAAACAUCUGGAUGUGUCCCUGCAGAAGAAUAUCUGUGUCAGGCUUUCUCUGAUGUAAUUCUUGCAGUGAAUGAUGUGGAUGCAGAGGAUGGAGCUGAUUCAAACCUAUGUAGUGAAUAUGUGAAAGAUAUUUGUGCUUAUCUGAGACAACUUGAGGAAGAGCAAGCAGUCAGACCAAAAUACCUGGCAGGUCAGGAAAUCACCGGAAACAUGAGAGCCAUCCUGAUUGACUGGCUAGUACAAGUUCAAAUGAAAUUCAGGUUGCUGCAGGAGACCAUGUACAUGUCUGUUUCCAUUAUUCAUCAGUUCAUGCAGAAUAAUUGUGUACCCAAGAUACUACAGCUGGUUGGUGUCACUGCCAUGUUUAUUGCAAGCAAAUAUGAAGAAAUGUACCCUCCAGAAAUUGGUGACUUUGCUUUUGUGACUGACAACACUAAGCACCAAAUCAGACAGAUGGAAGUGAAGAUUUUAAGAGCUUUAAAUUUCAGUCUGGGCCAGCCGCUACCCCUGCACUUCCUCUGGAGAGCAUCUAAGAUCGGAAAGGUUGAUGUUAAGCAACAUACUUUGGCCAAAUACCUGAUGGAACUGACUAUGUUGGACUACGAGAUGGUGCACUUUGCUCCUUCUCAAAUUGCAGCAGGAGCUUUUUGCUUAGCAUCGAAGAUUUUGGAUAAUGGUGAAUGGACUAUCAAGAACAAGUAUGCCACGUCUAAGCAUGCUAAGAUCAGCACUGUAGCACAGCUGAAUUCUGCAUUAGUUCAAGAUUUAGCCAAGGCUGUGGCAAAGUACUAUAUCUGCAAAUAA